This is a messenger RNA of Andrographis paniculata, 1652 nucleotides long. RefSeq lists its product as uncharacterized. NCBI's taxonomy places the organism in Eukaryota, Viridiplantae, Streptophyta, Magnoliopsida, Lamiales, Acanthaceae. The coding region runs from base 436 to 1332 and encodes 298 amino acids. The record is from RefSeq and is a predicted model, not a curated record. The transcript is spliced from 7 exons.
AGUUUCUCGAUUGAGGAAAUCAAAUUAGUCUAGUCUGCUUCUUCGAGGUCCAAUCCAAUUAUGAUUGCAGUUCGACCCAAUUUAUGGUGGUUUUCGCCCGAUCUAUGGCACUAGCACAUCUCUCCCUCCUAGUUUUGGAUUUUGGUUUUUCUGGUGGCAUCGCUAGCGGAUAAGGAAAGAAGGAAGCCUUAGGAAGCGCCACCUUGAUGACCAAACGGUUCGAAUUAAAUUCCCUUUUUCAGCCACUCGAGGAAGGUCUCAGGUGAAACGAACCCCCCCUCUAUUGUGUUGCUUGUGUUGCUACGUGAACGAAUCGACGACGAAUUGAGCGUUUGUGUUGCGGUUAAAUAUGAUUUGUGGCAACUUUAUUGGAUUGUGAUUUGUUCAUUAAAAGCUGCAAGGCGUUGUUACUGAGCUCUACAGUCAGCAGCAGGAAUGGGUCAUGCUGACGGAUUCGCAAAGCUUGGGUCAGAAAAGAACUUGCUGCCUUCUUAUCCUGCCUACAGAUUAGAUGAUGGUGAAGAAGUUGAUGAUCGCUUGGAAGUACUACACACAGCUUCAUUUGAAGAACUUGCCUCAAAAAAUGUUCAGUACAACAUGAUAAUAUGGGUCUUGAUAUCUCUCCUAUUAGUGUUGGCAUGGGGAAUUGGGAUAAUUAUGCUGCUUUAUUUGCCCUAUAGAAGAUAUGUGCUUCAAAAAGAUAUUGAAUCUCGGAAACUCUAUAUUACAUCAAAAGAAAUAGUGUAUCAGGUCACUAGGCCUUCAUUUAUACCAUUCCUUGGUGAAAUCAAAAUCCAGAAGCAUGUACCUCUGUACCUUAUAAUAGACAUUAUAAUUGAGCAAGGUUGCUUGCAGUCUGUAUAUGGCUUACACACCUUUAGAGUGGAAAGUAUUGCACACAGAAAAGCAGCACCUGUUGAUGAAUUACAUGUUCAAGGAGUUAGCAACCCUUGGCUUUUGCGAAAGGUUAUAGUCACACAUGCUUCAAAGGCUACAUUAGAGUCUACUAAGAUUUGGAACCCAAGCUUUCAUAUUUCUGGAGGUGAAAGCAUGUCCCGAAUGGAAUCAUUGACACUGGGCCCUGCAGUUUUGAGGUCACCUACACCUCAUAAAAGCUGGAAGAAACUAGGUUCUCCUCACACUGCUUUCGAUGAACCUAGAGGAGCCAUGCCUGCUGAUUUGAUGCUUCACAAACUUGAAGAAGUUAACAAGUCCAUCAAGAAAAUCGAAUUUUUCUUUGAGAAAAGCCAAGGACCCAUGGGAGUGGGAAAUGCCGGAGAAGAUGGUGCGACCUCAGAAGAGAAUUUCGAAACGCCUCGAGUUCAAUUAUGAAUUUAUGAGGUAAAUAAUAGGUUUCCAUAUGCACAUCUAUGAUUACUAGUAUUAUUAUUUGAGUUGAAAAUGCAUGCACAGCCGAAUUAGGAAAAGGUUUCUGAUGUUUGAUGUUGAAGGAAAGCAUCUGUAGCUAAAAUGCUAUAAGAUGUCUCCCUAGUAGGUAAGGCCUUUGGAAAAACUAAACGUUCUAUUCAUUUAACUGUUGCAUUAUUUAGGUUUUUUUGUUAAGUAGUGUUUUUAAUAAAUUAUUAUUAUUAUUAUUAUUAAAUAAUGUUAAUUCCUUAAAUUAGUAAAAAGUCACUUUAUUUGUUUUGUAA